CGUUCAGACACAAUCCGCUCCCGGGCCAGGCGGUGGCGGGUCGCCUCGGAAUGCUGGGACGCUGCUCGUCGGAAUCGGCUGCUGGAAGGAGUUCUCCUCGCGGUCCUCGUCUUUUCCAUCUUAGCUCGCUCUGCCCCAAGGAGGACAGAUCGUCAUCAUCACCAUCAUCAAUUUGGGACCUGCUAAGACCCGAUCGCGGGGUAGUUGGAGAACGUGGGGAAAGCGACGCGAGAGAGCCUUUUAAAAAAUUGGGCCGGGCAUCUCGUUUUCAUUUUUAAUUUUUGCGAGCAUCUGCGCUGGGGACUCUGAUGCACCCGUUCCAGUGGUGUAACGGAUGCUUCUGCGGAUUGGGGCUAAUUUACACCAACAAAUCUUGCACAAUGCCGCCCAUCACCUUCCAGGACUUGCCGCUAAAUAUCUACAUGGUGAUUUUUGGCACCGGCAUCUUCGUCUUCGUGCUCAGCCUCAUCUUCUGCUGCUACUUCAUUAGCAAACUUCGGCAUCAGGCACAGAGUGAACGAUUUGGAUACAAAGAGGUGGUUUUGAAAGGUGAUGCCAGAAAGCUAAACUUACACGGGCAGACUUGUGCCGUCUGCCUCGAAGACUUUAAAGUGAAAGAUGAGCUGGGAGUGUUGCCUUGCCAACAUGCCUUCCACAGAAAGUGCCUCGUGAAGUGGUUGGAAGUUCGGUGCGUCUGCCCCAUGUGCAAUAAGCCCAUCGCAGGCCCCACUGAGCCCCACCAGAACAUUGGAAUCCUCCUGGACGAACUGGUGUGAUGUCCGCCCUCCCACCAAGAACCGCAUACCCCUUCCCCACCCACCCCAAAAGGCAGAGCCUCCGCUGAGAUGGACUAUGGCCCAGAGGUUCUGCACAUCAACCCGUUGUGUUCCAGGCAGAGACGCUUCCCCACUGGGUCCUGUCUUUAUCCUCCCUAGAAAGAGGUAAAGGGGGACCAUAAACCUGGUGCCAAGAUGGAAAACAAGCUGGCUCUGGGUUCCAUCUCCAGCCUGGGAGCACUUUCCAAGGGGAAAUGGAUCGAACUGGCAUGGGGACACUGCACAUGUCUCAGUCUGCUGACACAUGAAGGCCUUGGGAGCAGAAGGUUGAACCUUCUCAAGACAUCCUGCGUGGAAAGUCCAAGUCCCUUGCACCAGGUUUCUGCAACUGGACCGCCCUUGUGAUGCCAACGGUGAGAUCAAAGGCUUCCCCUCAUCUCGGAAUCCCUGGUCGGAACCAACAGAGGAUGUUCUUCGCUCCGCCUUCGCUCCGCCUACUUCUGUUUUUAGCAGGUCUAAUAAACCCUCUCUUUUUUAUAUAGAAAGUCUCACACACACCCCUCCCCAUUUGAGCCUUCAUGACAUCCCCUCCUUAGGGGCGCCUUUUCCAAUUAAAGACAAGAGCUUUAGCUCGGGUCCCGCCUGUGCUAGGCUGGUCGCCAACUCCUGCCUCUAUUCGUCUCUGCAAAACCGACUGUCAGUGUUUACAUAAGACUUAAGCGGAAAGCCUUCAGUGGGCUGCAGAAGACCCUCCCCCAUCUAACACAACCUGGCUGGCGGAGCACCAAGGCCUGGCGGAGCACCUUUUCACGUAGCUGCAUUAGAAUGGGGGGGGGGGGGGGCGAGAAGGAAGGGACCACCCCUUGGCUCUCCUUAUGGGCAGCCAAUGGUGAAGGAAGAGGUGUCAAAGAUUGCUGUGAGCCUUCUCUUGGAUUUGGAAGACGGGUGGGGUGUCUUUUCUUAAGUGGCCUUGAACUUUUUCUUCCUAUUCUGUUCUUGUACAGAAAAAUACAU
Messenger RNA from Elgaria multicarinata webbii, 1790 nucleotides. RefSeq names its product ring finger protein 122 (gene RNF122). The transcript has 6 exons. Lineage: Eukaryota; Metazoa; Chordata; Lepidosauria; Squamata; Anguidae. Bases 309 to 776 code for a protein of 155 amino acids. The record is from RefSeq and is a predicted model, not a curated record.